ACAUGGAUAACCGAGGCACCGGUGGCACACACUGCGCGGGAAACCGCGACUACACCCGCUUCAAGGGGAAAAAGGUGGCCGAGGCACCACCUGGGGUGGUGCUUCAUGAUGCCCAGAUAUAUGACAUGAUGCGGACGAAGCAGAAGCCCAAUCCCGCAUUGCCUCAGCCACGAUACUACGGCAAUGCCAAGGCCGCCAAGGAGGACUACUGCGACAUGGUCAAGUCUCGUCACCCCGAGGUGGAUGACCCCUUGAGCAUUCCGGUCGACGAGGAGUCGUUGGUCCUGUCGGGGCACGGGCGUCCGCAUGGCCGUUUCCCCUUUCUGAAUAAGGCGGUCAAGCCUACCCACUCCACGAGCUACACGCGUCUCAAGCAUACCCUCACCGCCGACAGCCCCCAGCCUCGUCCACGGCCUGCUCGUCCACCCGCCUACGAUCCUGAGUUCGAGGCGGCCUUCGAAGCCUGCAAUGAAGCGUAUCAGCAGGCCGCUGCCCAGUGGAAUAGGCAGAAUACGGCCUACAUGGCGUAUAUAGGAGAAAUGAUGAUCUCUAUGUCUACUGGUACACCGCCACCGGCUCGAGUUACCGUGGCGGGGGACAUGCCUAUCAUGCCAUCGAGGGCAGCUUUCGCUGCGACUUACUACGGAUCCACACCGGAGGGAACGGGAUGGUCCGGGAACCAGGCAUCGCCGGGUGGGCGCGAGGUCACACCGGUUCAUGAAGGUGGUCGGUCUCCUGGGCGUUCUGCUGGUGCCUCUCCGUCGACUACUCCUGGGACUACUCCCGGUGCCUCUCCAUCGACUUCUCCUAGGCGUACCACCGGUCCUUCUCCAGACCCCCACUCGGCAGCAGCACCCGGCGUGCCGCGUGUCCACCGCAUGGGCCAUGCGGACGCCGAGGGCCGGGCCGUCGGCGUAGACGCCGUACGUGGCAGCCUCGCGAUGCGCCACGUCGCCCCACGGCGCCCAGAUCGCGUGGCUAUGCCGAGGGCAAGGCCGUCGGCGUCUGAUGGAGCACCGUUAACGGCGACGGCCGGCCGUGGCCAAACGCCGAGGGCAGCUACGCCGAGGGGAAGUCGCACCGUCGGUAUAGGCGGCAUACGCCGACGGCCGGCCCUACGCCGACGGCACGAUGACAGGUGCCGAGGGACCUGA
This is a messenger RNA of Lolium perenne, 1154 nucleotides long. RefSeq lists its product as uncharacterized. NCBI's taxonomy places the organism in Eukaryota, Viridiplantae, Streptophyta, Magnoliopsida, Poales, Poaceae. The record is from RefSeq and is a predicted model, not a curated record.